UUACACCUUUUUUCGUAUCUCGCGGUGAUGAUUGGCGGUUUUAAUCCCAUUGCGUGCAACGGCUAAGACGAAUGAGUAUCUAUUAAUCUUCUGCUAUUGAAUAUCCGGUCGUGAGUGAUUGAUCUGCUGAAAACUUCAUCAACUGAAGAGUGGUGGCACUUAUAAUCAACCGGCAACAACUUGCUCUCACAAAUGAGCCGACGGGAGCACCCAAUGGGAACAGAGCGUAUUAUCAGCCAAUGAAGGCAUCUCGCUUCAAACGAUUGUUGAUAGAUUACGAUCAACGCGUAGACGCGUAAACAAAGUAAGACAAGCAAAUACUAUCUCGAAAUUCCGAUCGGCUUGCAUGUCUCGCAGCCCUAAAUAUACAAACAUAGGGCGUGUUAUUUAUAGACAGGAAAGAAUUUUUAGAGCAGUAAUUAAAUCAUCAGGAAAAUGCCGCAUUUUCCAACCGCUACACCAGUGGAACCGAUAGCUCAGAAAAACAACUUGCAGCAAACAAGUACAAAGCCGGCACCCGUAGCGGAUGCCAGUCGGCUACUGAUCCAGCGAAGAUGCUGCAUUCGUUCGUCAACAAAUCGACCGCAUUCGUCGGACCUGUCACGCUAUCGGCUUGCCGUUGGAGUUACACCUCGACUGAGCAGUAACAUUUUCUUCCUACUCACGGCUGCGGCUGCGACAGUAGUAACUGCCUUUGCGACAGAACGAAAGCUACAAACAACUGGUCGGGUGAUUUUCAAGUUUUUUCGUAAUGAACCCAUUCAAAAUGGGGUUCACAUGGCCGCCGCAGUAGAUCUCAAAUGCACCCACCAGGAUGAGUUUUUCUACGCAAGUCCCACCAGCAGAUGUUCGUCGUAUUACCGAUGCUUUCAGCGUCAAGCAAUUCGCUACAAAUGCAACGAUAAAUCGGUUUUCGAUUUCGACCAGCAAAAAUGCACUCGCCAAGAAAUAACGUGUUACGAACCGAUCUGUACCGGGAAAUCAGAUGGUCAGUAUGCGGAUACAACGCAGGCAUGCAGGAGAUCAUACCAUUGUAAAGGUGGCCAACUUAUUACAAUGGACAACUGUCCAAAGGGCCAUUUGUUCGAUGGUAGUCAAUGCUCGCCACAAAAUAAGGUAAACUGUGAAAGUCCAACCGUAUCAGCCGUAGCAAUACCAUUCAGCGGAGAUCAGCGUUGCUAUGGACUUCAAAAUGGAAACCACGUUAUCGAAGAUGAGCAGUGCAAGAAAUAUAUGAUCUGUGAAGAUAACAGUGUAGUUGAUGUGCUGGAGUGUCCUUCCGGCUAUAUGUACAAUGAGAUGACUCGAAUGUGUACCUUCUCCGAAGGCAUUGAAUCGUCCGGCUGCAUGAGUAACUAUAUGGACAACGAAGAGGACAUUUGUUCUUGGCUACCGGAUGGUCUUCAUCUAGAUCCAACUUCUAAAACAUGCAAAAGCUAUAUCAAGUGCCUUGGUGGCCGAACUGGGUCUAGACAUGACUGUCCCAAAUCUACCCUGUUUAACGGAUCCCAGUGUGUGCCAGAUUUUCUUUAUCAUUGCCCAAGACUGGCAUUGCCGGGCGAUAUCUGUGAAAAGAAAUUAGACGGAUACCAUGUGGAUCCCAGGAAGGGUUGUUCCUACUUUGUUCGCUGUGAGAAACAAAAGACAGUAGAAAAUCAUUCUUGUCCAACGGGCUUUCAGUACGAUCCAUCCAAAAAUGUAUGUGUGGAGCCCCUACGUGGUGAAAUUUGUCACGGAUCAGGAUAUUCUGGUGAUUGUGUUCAGCGUUCAGCCGGAUUUUAUCAGGAUUUUUCUGACGCAUCCAAAUGUGCCCAAUAUUUCUACUGUUUCAACGGCAAUAAAACUACAUUUCGGUGUCCGAAUGGACUUGUUUUUGAUGGCGAAAAUUGUGUCAGUUCUUCUAAAUACUCCUGUCCCAGUGCGAGCUCCGGUUCAUGUGUAAACAAACCAAAUGGCUACUAUCGGGACCCGACCAGCGGGUGUCGUUCAUAUUACUAUUGUUCAGAAGGAAGCAAAACUUCCUAUCUAUGCAAUCCGGGACAAGUAUUCAGUAACGACCAUUGCAUAGAUCGUCUUGGGAACACGUUUUGCACCGAAGAUUUAGUUUGUAGUGAUAAGUCCGAUGGAUAUUAUCAUGAUCUGCAAUCGCAUUGCCGGAACUAUUACUACUGUCAGAGGGGUGAGAAACUACAAACUCUUACAUGCCGAGGUAGUAAGCUUUUCAACGGAAAUAGCUGUGUAUCACCGGAUUGCUAUACCUGCCCACAUGGCGAGGCUGCCGCGAAUCCUUUAGUGAACUGCAUACCACGUUCUUGUGAACCGACCUGCACUAAAAAUGGCUUCCAAACAGAUUACGACAGCAAUUGUGAGGAAUAUUUUUUCUGCAUCGAUGGUAAAAAAUCCGUUUUAUCCUGUUCGAAAAACUAUAUAUUUAAUGGUGAAAUCUGUGUACCCAACGAUACAUAUCGCUGUCCAAAGUACUGCGAUGCGACGGUUACGUGCAGUUGAAAGUAACUGAUUACCUGCACAUGGUCGCCGGUUUAGAAAGUGUCCCUACCUAAAUAAUAAGCCCUUAGACGACGAUGCCUAUCGGUGGGCGUCUCUAGACUAGUUUUAGGUUUAUUUAUUUAUUCUACACUGCAUUUACGUGGGUUUUGGCGGAUGGGUCAAAAGGAAACUCGACAACUACAAUUACAGAGGGGAUUUUCCUAGCUUGUUAUCACAACAAAACACGACUCUACCGUCGGCGGAAUAAACGAGUGUUUGAAUGCGAUUGGUUAGAUGUGUGGUGCGUUAUCCGAUGCUAUUUAUUUUCAUUCCAAUAAUGUGUACUUUUGUACAAAAUACGAAGCAUUUGAAAUACUCAUAAUAUUAGCAUAUUAGCAGUAAGAUUGUAUGACAUGACUAUGAUGUUUUUUAAGAAAUUUCAUUUCAGUCA
Sabethes cyaneus is the source of this 2938-nucleotide messenger RNA. Its product is annotated as matrilin-2-like. The transcript is spliced from 5 exons. The record is from RefSeq and is a predicted model, not a curated record. Gene Ontology annotation, molecular function: chitin binding. NCBI's taxonomy places the organism in Eukaryota, Metazoa, Arthropoda, Insecta, Diptera, Culicidae. The coding region runs from base 436 to 2508 and encodes 690 amino acids. Gene Ontology annotation, cellular component: extracellular region.